AUGGCAUCGGCAGCGUGCAACAUUGGGGGCUUUCUUACUAGGUUCAAGCCACAUCUGUUGAUGGUUAUUGCACAGUUUGGCUAUACUUUCCAAUACUUUAUCACUGAAGCUUCUUUCAACCAUGGAAUGAAUCCUAACGUGUACAUAACUUACCGACAUAUUGUAUCUGGUGUGGUGAUGUUUCCUUUUGCCUAUUUUCUUGAAAGAAAACAAAGGCCGAAGCUGACGUUUGCUCUUUUCCUAGAGAUAUUCAUUCUCUCUCUUCUGGGGGUGGGUUUAACUCUGAACAUGUACUUUGUAAGCUUGAGAUACACCUCUCCAACUUUUGUUGUAUCAAUGAUGAACACUAUCGCUUCUUUGACAUUCGUAAUUGCAGUUGUGCUCAGGUUGGAGGUUCUUGAUAUUCGAAAUCCUCGUGGGAUGGCAAAAGUUCUUGGGACUUUGAUUUCCUUGGUUGGUGUAAUGACUAUGACAUUAUAUAGAGGUCCUGUUAUGAAACAUCUAUGGCAUCCUUUAAUCCAUAUCCAAGGAAAGACUGGCAACAACCAUGAGAGCUGGUUAAAGGGUUCGAUUCUUACUGUUACAAGCUGCGUAACAUGGUCCGUUUGGUAUAUUAUGCAGGCUUUGACUCUGAAAAGGUAUCCUGCACUACUUUCGCUGACUACAUGGAUGAGCUUUGUGGGGGCUGCACAAUCAGCCGUCUUCACGGUGAUUGUACAUCAUACUCGAGCUGCGUGGACAAUCGGAUUUGACAUCGACUUCUGGUCUACUGUCUAUGGUGGAAUAGUGGUCUCUGGUUUGAUAGUCCUCAUUCAACUGUGGUGCACGGAAGAAAAAGGACCAGUUUUUGUAACCAUGUUCAAUCCCUUUUCUACCAUCUUAGUGGCAGUUCUGGCAUACUUCGUUCUAGGUGAAAAGCUUUACUUGGGCAGCAUACUAGGGGCUGUUGUCGUCAUCGGUGGCUUGUAUUUGCUGUUAUGGGGCAAAGAGGGAGAUCAGCAAGUUCACAGUAAAGAACAAGAACAAUCUCAGUUGGGCUACGAUGAGCAAAAGGAACUUAGGAUACAAAGAGUGUUGUAG
Messenger RNA from Dovyalis caffra, 1080 nucleotides. The record is from the annotation of a GenBank genome assembly. Lineage: Eukaryota; Viridiplantae; Streptophyta; Magnoliopsida; Malpighiales; Salicaceae.